This is a messenger RNA of Rubroshorea leprosula, 1569 nucleotides long. NCBI's taxonomy places the organism in Eukaryota, Viridiplantae, Streptophyta, Magnoliopsida, Malvales, Dipterocarpaceae. The record is from the annotation of a GenBank genome assembly.
CAGGCAACAUUCGCUGUCUUCUCCUUCUGCUCUUGCCUCUUUUCACUUGUUUUCCAAAAGAAAAAACAAAUAUGGAAGAGACCUCCCCCACCCUGCAACAGCGCCUUCAGUUCAUCAUUCAAAACAGGCCUGAAUGGUGGGUGUAUUCCAUUUUCUGGCAGGCUUCCAACGAUCGCCUUGUUCUGUCGUGGGGCGAUGGCUAUUUUCGUGGCACUAGAGACCUCACUUCCAAAGCCACAAAUAGAUUCAGCACUCAAUCGAGAAUUGGGUUCGAUUUGGAGAUCAGAAAGAGGUCAUUCAAAGAUAUUCAAUCUCCUUUUGCUGAAGAGAUGGACAUGGGGAGGGUGAUUGAUGGCGAUGUCACGGACUAUGAGUGGUAUUAUACUGUAUCAAUCACGCGAUCCUUCUCCGUUGGGGAUGGAAUCCUCGGCCGGGCUUUCAGUUCUGGUUCUUAUUUUUGGCUAACUGGUGAUCAAGACUUGCAAUUUUAUGAGUGCGACAGAGCUAAAGAAGCUCAAAUGCGUGGAAUUCGGACUUUGGUCUGCAUUCCCACCUCUUCUGGAGUUGUUGAAUUGGGUUCUUCAGAUCUCAUCAAAGACGACUGGAGCGUGGUGCAAUUAGCAAAAUCCCUUUUUGGUUAUGAUGUUAACCGUGUCCUUUCAAAGCAGCCUAGCUCUGAAUGUCAAGUAUCUCAGGUACGAUCUUGUCUGGACAUCGGAAUGAUUUUGGGGGACCAAAAGCAAAGAGUUUUUGAAGGAAAGCAAUCAGCAGCAGGCGAAGCAACUAAAGAACCAUCUGGUAAUUUAGGUCGAUCAUCAUCUGACUCUGGUACACCUGAUGAUUCAGAGGAAACUUUUGGCUCUACAGACACAGGUGGUGUGAUAAGGAAAAGAGGGAGGAAACCAAAGGGUAGGAAAGAAUGUCCGGUAAACCACGUGGAAGCCGAAAGGCAGCGGCGGGAGAGGCUGAACCACCGUUUCUAUGCACUCCGAUCAGUGGUUCCUAACGUGUCCAAGAUGGACAAAGCAUCCUUGCUGUCAGAUGCAGUAGCUUAUAUCAAGGAGCUCCGUGGGAAAAUUGAUGUGCUGGAGGCCAAACUCAAAGAAAAACCCCGGAAACCUGAGUGGGUUAGGACUAAUGACUUUGAGAAUUACCAAAGAGUGAAGUCGAAUUUUGAAGGUACAAUGUCAUCUUCAGAAUCAAGUUCUGGGACUAAAACAACGGAGGUGGAUGUCAAGAUUGUAGGAUCAGAAGCCAUGAUUAGGGUGCAGUGUCCGGAUGUAAAUUAUCCGGCGGCGAGACUGAUGGAGGUGCUCCGAGAGCUGGAGUUUCAUGUUCACCAUGCCAGCAUAUCAAGCGUUAGGGAGAUGGUGCUUCAAGAUAUUGUGGUCGGAAUUCCCAACGGAUUCAUAACUGAGGAGGUUAUGAGAACUGCUAUCAUUCAAAAAUUGCAGUUGUUUAUGUAAUCUUUCCUUCAUGUUCUUCUUUCUUUUAGUUGGAUGCUUUUUCUUCUAGCUUGUUUAAUUUUGUCUUUCACUUCCGGUUUAAGAAGAAAAAAGUCUUUCUUAA